CGGAAUGCCUUAAUCAAUAGCAACGAAAAAGAAAUUGUAGAGCCACGCACAAGUUUCGGCUCUGCGUACGAAGAGAAGAGGCGCAAGUGGCAAGCAACGAUGCAGCAGCCGCGCCGACGCAUGCGCACCGCUGGCAAAGCAUAUGCGCCUGCGGGCAGAAGGACCAGAAGGCCAAAACGAGAGGAGGGAGCGAGAGAUAAGUAUAGUUUUGUCGUCGGCAGUGAUCUUCGUCUUCUACUCGGCAAAACUUCCUGAGUGUCGACAGUGUCGAGUGUGUUAUUAAUUGGACCGCAGUGGCGUACGAUCGAUUCGAGUGUGUUUCUCAAUUUAAUCGUACUCUUCGCUUAUGUCUUGUGAACGUUACUUCAUAAUAACCUUUCAGCGGCAGUUGAGCUAAGCUGACUUGACAACAGGUGGAUGGAGUCAAGGGUGGAUGCUCUUGGAGCAAGGUUAGGUGUUUUAAACGCGAGCCGACGUAAACAAAGCAACAAAUGAUAGCGAGCUGUCAAAGGAAUUUGCAACACAGAUCCAUCAUGAUGAAGUCGAAAAGAGGGAGGAGAAGAAGCAUUAACAACAGACAGCUUCUGCUUGCCGUGAGCGACAAUGACUUUGACGAAGUCGACCGCCUUAUUAAUGAUUCCGUGGACGUUAACUUUAGAGAUCCUGAUGGCUUUACGGCUUUGCAUUAUGCCGCUGAAUUCGCCGAUUCAAAAAUAGUUAAACUUUUGUUAAAUAAAGGAGCAAAAGUAGACAAUAAAGAUAAUAACCAAGAGACUCCGUUGGACAUUGCUAAACGUCUGAAUAAGUUAGAUAUUGCUAAAAUUCUUGAAAGAAUAGCAGAGCUCAGAAAUACACCACCAGAUGAUUCAGUGAAUGUCCAUUAUAGGAAGCUACUCCUUAAAAAUGGGUUCCACCAAACUAAGCCAGAAGUUUGGAUUAAUCCGGUCCAUGACAACAUUUAUCAGUUAAAGAUUUUAAUGCUAUUUUUGUACAGAGCUGUUACAUGUAAAUAUUCAUUUAGACUAAGCACUGAGCCCAGAGAACCUAAGAUAUUACACGAUUUAGUGCUUGAGUAUACUCAAAAUGGUGCAAAAGUUUACAGGCUUCUGCAGGCAAAGCAUAACAUUGAUGAGACUAAAAAAAUUACUGUAGAUAACUUACUUACAGAUAUAAGCAGUGAUUAUAGUCUGAUAAAGUAUUUUUAUUAUUAUCAAGCUUUUGAAAAUACAAUAUUGCUGGAAGAUAGUACAAUCAAGGAUGUUACUAUUUGUACAAACAUUGAUUUUGACUAUCAGAAUUUGAAAGAGGCACAGAUCGAACUUCAACAGAUAAUGGGUAUGGAUGUUAUUUUAGAUGGUGAAAUUAAUGGCACACAGUCAAUAAAGUAUAAAUUUACUGAUAGCAUACUUGUAAAGUUAAAAAACAAAUUAAAACAACACAGAUAUGGUUCAAAACAUAUUGUGUCUGAUCAUGAAAUCAAAGAUUUUUUUCAAAAGUUGGUUUUUGCUGUUAACCAACCAAAUGAAGAGGAAUUAGGCAAUAUUAUUAAGAAAGAAAUAAGCAAAGAAUUUGGGCUCAUCACCAUAGGGGAUGAAUGCAACAAAUUUUUCUUUCAAAUGCUCAAUUGGAUGAAAGGCAAUAAUUCAUUUAGAUCAUGUAAAAAGGGUAAAGAUUUUUUUGAUAGGUUCAAAAAAGGAAUAUCCAUUCAGCACAAUGUACAAAAUCCUGUUGAGUCAUUCACCAGUAGAUCAGAGCAGAUAAAUAAAAUGCAUCAACUUCUUCAAACAGGAAAUAAGACAACGGUCUGCGUGAGUGGAUCUGGCGGUGUAGGCAAGAGUGAAAUGGUUAAGCAAUAUAUUUCUACAUUCAGCAAUUACUACGACAACAACAUAGUGUGGAUCAACGCCGAAAAUUAUCAGACUCUCGUAAAUUCAUUUCGCAAAUUAGCAUGUGAUACACUAGGCAUUUGCAUGCUGAAAGCAGAUGGCAAGGAGAAGGAAAUUACAACUAUCGUUGCAGAAACUUACCAAUACUUUUCCAAAAAUAAGAGCCUUUUUGUUUUCGACAGUGCUGAGAUGUAUCAAAGUUAUGAAAAAUUUGACUCGGGAAUAGAGCGUUUUCUAUCGUCUUUGCCACAUAAUUGUAAUAAGCCUUACGUUAUCAUUACGUCUCGCAAACAAAAGUGGCCGAAAACUAUAAAAGUAAUAGUACUUGAAGCUUUUACCGAGGAGGAAGCUGCGAAUUUCAUCUCUGUUUCUCUACGGUUGAAACACAACGAGCCAAAAGGCAAAGCAAUAGAAUUGGGCAAAAAAUUACAGCUAUUACCAUUGGCAUUGCAUCUGGCAGUCGCUUACAUAACUGCGCAAAACGAUGAACUCCAGAAUAUUAGUUCAGAGUUCGAAAUAAGUGACUAUCUAGAGAGACUUGCAGAAAAAAGCCAAGAAAUAUCGAAUUUUCAAUUUGCCGAAGAUUGUGAUAGUAAGUAUGCCGAAAUUACACUUGUCACGUGGAACAUUUCAUUAGACGUCAUUCAAAAGAGAAAGAACGGCUGUGAUGCCUUGGCUAUUAUGAAUAUUUUAUUAUAUCUAUUGCCAGAUAAUAUUUCACUAGAUAUACUUUUUAUGUCGUUCAGAAACAAAAACAGAUUGGUUUCCGCCAUACAAUUACUCAAGCAAUACUCAUUCAUUGAUGCACGGAAUAAAAUUUUUAACGUCCACAGGUUGGUGCAACAAGCUGUCAGAAUGAAGUUGAUUGAAAGUAAGAGUGAGACAGAGGUACUCAGGAAAAUUUUAAAAGGUAUUGAUGUUAGCCUGAUAGUACCUGGAAAUAUUGAUAAUUUCAUUAAUUUAUGGACGCAUUCGAGCAAGUACACGGAACUUGUGGACGAAUUCUAUGAAAUUCCCGAGAAAAUCAGAGAAAUUAUGCUCUCGUGUGGUAGACAUAAAGAAGCUUAUCGAAUGGGAAAGAUGAGAAAUGAUUUGGGUCAGCAACCAGAAGAAGACAUACAAACAAAACUCGAUAUGCUGGCUAUGAAAACUCAGGUGGCUUGCACGCUUAUUAACGAAGGUGGAGGCGUGGAAGCUUUGGAAGAAUUGCAAGAGAUUUACGAGGCUCAAAGAACUUUACGAGGUGCUAGUUCACGUGAAACUAUAGCCGCAAAACGUAAUAUUGCAUAUACCCUUCGUAGCUUGGGGAAGAAUGCCGAAGCGUUGCAAUGUUAUCAAGAAGUUCUCGAAGCUGGUAGAGCUUAUUUAGGCGAAAAUGAUCCCGACACUUUAGCCACAAGAAACAACAUCGCCACGUUCCUCAUCGACGACGAAAUGUACGACGAAGCCUUACUAAUCUUUCAAGAGAUAUAUAACGUGCAAAAGCGGAUUUACGACGAGAAGGACGAUAAUAUUUUGAUAACAAAGAACAAUAUUGCAAAUGUAUUAUGCAAGCAGAACAAAUAUGAAGAGGCGUUGAAAAUCUGGCAUGGCAUUUACAAUAUUCAGAAGAAAACCCUCGUUGAAAAUCAUUCCGACUUAUUGCACACUAGGAGUAGCAUAGCGAAUGUAUUAUUCGAACAAGAAAAGUAUGCUUCUGCCUUAGAAAUCUAUGAAGACUUACUUCGAAUUAAGACAAAACUGCUCGGCGAGGAGCAUUCAGAAGUCGUCGACAUUCGUGUGGAUAUUGCUUGUACACUAAAGAUGCAAGGCAAAUUCAACGACGCACUGAUUAUUUUACAUGAGUUAUUGAAGAAACAAAUCGGCGAUUCGGGUUUGUAUAACCCUCACGUUCCAAAGACACUAAAUGCCAUGGCGUCGGUAUUGUACGAUCAAGAAAAAUACCCCGAAGCUUUUAAAACUUAUCAAGAGCUUUUGAGUUGUCAGAUUACGAUGUUUGGCAAGGACGAUCUGAGGACUAUCAAUACUCGCGGCUACAUCGCUGGCAUUUUAACUAAACAAGGCAAAUACGACAAUGCGUUAGAGUACUAUCAGGAUAUGUUCAGAAUAACGAAGAAAUCAUUUGGUAUGAAUCACAGGACGACCUUAGCUGCGAAACAUGAGAUUGGUGUAAUGAAACUUUGCAAGAAAGAAUAUGAUAAAGCAUGGGACAUACUAACGGAAGUGUUGGUCGCUCAGGAAGCUUUGUUAGGCAGAGAACACAUGGAUUACAUUACAACUUUGAAGAAUUUAGCCAUCAUUUCAGCUUACAGAGAGAAGAAUCAAAAUUCAAGCCAAUCAACGUCGAAAUCAAACGGUCCAUUGGCUGCGAUUGCGAAUAACGACAUAAUUACUUUAAAGAAAUUGGUGAAAAAUGGUACCGACGUCAACGCACAGGACAGAAAUUUACUGACGUUGUUGCAUCACGCAGUCAUGGUUAAUCAACCGAACAUCGUUAAAUUUUUAUUAGCUAACGGGGCUGACAUUAAUCGAGUAACAAGCAAAGGCGAGACUCCGUUGCACAUUGCAGCGUCGAAGGGUUACUUAGCCGUAGUUAAAAUUUUACUGGACUAUCCGAGCUACGAAGAAUUGAAAGUAUUUCUCAACGCUAGAACGGUUACCGAAAACACAGCUUUACAUCUCGCGGCAGUCAAUGGAUUUUUAGAGGUAACAAUACAGCUGCUGAUACGAGGAGCAAUGUACGAUUUGAAAAAUCAGAACGAUCAAUUACCGGUCGAUCUUGCAAUAGAUCGAUAUCUGAAUGGUUUCUUAAGGAAAGUUUGCGUGCACUCCGAACUCUCGAAGUACGGUGUCGAGGAGGUUUACAAUCAACUGCAACGUCUUCCUUAUGAGGAGUAUUUGGCUUUAGUUAAUGCUCGAAAUUCUCAAGGGCACACCAUGCUGACGAUCGCAGUGAUCAAUAAACGAGAGAAAGUUACGAAGCUGUUGGUCAAAUUGCGAGUCGACAAGGCUUAUUGCGUUCAUUUUAUGGCGAAUUUCAAUUCGAAUCUUAACGAGUUAUUGGCAUACGCUGAUAUUGCGAAGAAAACAGUGAAAGACGAAAGUGCGAGUUUUCAGCAAAUCGUGACUGACGUUAGCGAUUUGAUAUCGGUUUUCAGAACUUACAAUAAGGAUAGUUUCGAUUCAAACAUCAUCAUUAUCGAAGAUAUGCUGCAGCUGUUGGAAACUCACGAGAACGCAAAGUUAUUUUUAGGCUUGGCCAAAUUCACCAUCAGUAAACAUCUGACACUUUUCACAAGGUCGAUUUACACUAUUCAGUUGUACGAGGCAGCGAAGAACAACGAUCUGGGUCAUAUACAAGAGCUCAUGACAAAGAAUAUCGAUGUAGACGUGAGAGACAAUGGAGGGUGGACACCGCUGCACUUUGCUAUCAAUGUCGGCAACGAAAGAAUGGCAGAAUUAUUGCUGGCGAGAGGUGCCGAAGUGAAUUGCAUCACGAACAUGGGUAAAUUCACACCGCUGCACAUCGCCGUUAAUAAAGGGCACGUAAAAGUCGUGGAGUUAUUGUUGAGUCGCAGCUCGAAGAGUGAAUUCAUCGAUGCAAAAACUGAAGCUAAAGGCUCGACAGCUUUGCAUAUUGCUGCAAAAAAUGGACAGUUGGCUAUUGUUACACAUUUGUUGGCACGAGGAGCGAGCUAUUGCAUUAGAAAUAAAGAUGGACAGUCGCCUGUAGAUUUGGUUGAGGAACCGAAUAUUAAGGAUUUGUUUAAAUUGAUCGAUGAGUUGUUUGUCGAUGCGGAGAAAGGCAAAACCGAUAUCAUCAAUAAGUUGAAAGCAUUAGAACCAAGUGGGAUUCAAACUGUAAUUCGCGUGAGGAACGACGAAGGAUUUUCGAUGACGGAAGUUGCUGCGUUAAAAGAUCAUCGAGAACUUGCUAGUCAAAUUCUUAGUAUGUUCAAAUCUACCUUUAAUUUGCCAGAGAGUCUCGGCAUGCCAAAGCUCGUCUCUUCCUCAAAAUCGUCAGCCAUGGCAUCUUGGGAACGGGCAAGAAGAAAAAGCAUAAACAGCAGAGAACUUCUCAUCGCAGUCAGUCAUAAUAAAUUGGAAGAAGUUGGUCGUUUAAUAAAUCAAGAUAUAGAUAUAAAUUUUAAGGAUAAAGAUGGAUACUCGGCUUUAUCAUUAGCAGCCGAAUUCGCAGACUCCAAAAUUAUUCAACUUUUGAUUCGCAGAGGCGCCAUUUUAGAUAUUAAGAACAGCCAUGAAGAAACUCCUUUAGAAAUUUCUAAGCGCUUGAAUAGAUUUGACAUUGCUAACAUUUUUGAAGUAGCGAUCAAUGAAAAAUCACAACCAAACGAUUCGAAUGUAACUUACAUUUCUUCAAUUAUAAAAAAUCACCGCGAAAAAAUUGAAAAUUCAGUUCGGAACGAUGCGAGUCAUGAAUGGAAUAAUAUUAUUUACAAUAAUAUUUAUCGAUUGAAAGUUUUGAUGCUAUCCUUGCACAGAGGCCUCACAAAUAAUAAGAAGAAAUAUCGAUUGCUAACAGCUAAGCACAAAAGUGACGGAAAUGGGAAAAUCACAGCUGAUCAUCUGCUCUUAGAAACAAGCAGUGAGUACAAUUUGAUCAAGUACAAAUUUACUGAAAGUUUAGUAACAAAAUUGUCAGCCGAAGUAGAUAAUUGUAAAUAUAAGAAAAAUAGUAUAAACAGCCGCGAUGUCAAAGCCUUUUUAGAACGUUUGACUUUUGCGGUUGAUCAGCCAAACGAAGAAGAAGUAGGAAAAGUUAUAAAAAAGGAAAUCGGUAAAGCAUUCGAUUUUAUAACUACAGAAAAUGUGUACAAUAAGUUCCUUAUGAGAAUAAGGAGUUGGAUGAAAGGCAAGAAAGCCUUUGUUAGUUGUAAUGACGGCAAAGAUUUAUUUGCUUAUCUUAAAAAGAAUACGUUUAUAUGGUACAACGUACAGGAUCCUGUCAAAUUAUUUGUUGGAAGACGAGAACAACUGGAAAAUGUACAUAAAUUGAUGCAAGAUUCAUGUGAUCAUUCAAUAUUGUGCGUAAGUGGCCUUAGCGGAGUAGGUAAGAGCGAACUCGUAAGAAAAUACGUAGCCGAACACGCGGAACGUUACGAUCAUAAAAUUGUAUGGCUUAACGCAGAAAGUUACCACACUCUAGUGAGUUCUUUUCAUAAGCUGGCAAGCGAAAAAUUGGGCAUUGGCAUAAUAAACAUUGACGGCAAAGAAAAGGACAUUCGCUCGCUGGCCUCGGAGGUUUACCAGCAUUUUUCCAAAGGUCCAAGUCUUUUCAUUUUCGAUAAUUCCGAAGUCUAUACAAGUCAGAGCUGCUUCGAUUCUGCGAUUGAUAAAUUUUUGCCUGGGAGCUUACCGGACGAUUGUCACAAGCCGCGUAUUAUCAUAACUUCCCGUAAUCAACAAUGGCCGGAUAACGUAAUAUUGCUGUUUCUGGGACCAUUCGAUGAAAAGGAAGCUGAAGAAUUCAUUCGUGAAACUGCAAGAUUGGAAAAUGAUGAGGGUAUGGAGCAAGUGUCUGAGUUAGGAAGACAAUUAUUGUUACCUUUAGCAUUGCGAUUAGCGGUCGCGCAUAUUUUAAUACAAAGUCAUGAAUCACCAUGUUUCAGCUCAGGCUUAAAAAUUUGUAAAUACAUAAAAAAACUCGCGGAUGGAAGUCGAGAGUCACUGAAUUUUGAAUCUCCAACUGACUCUGAUAGUGGAUAUAUCAAAAUAAUCGAGAUAACGUACAAUGUAACCUUGGAAGCUUUAAAAGAAGAAGAGAAUUUUAAUGACUGUUUGAGAAUUUUGAAUUCUAUCUCUUAUUUCCUACCAGAUAACAUACCUACGAAAACUCUUCUUACCUUUUUAAAUGACAAAGAAAAAUUAGGAUUAGUAAUCGAAGUAUUAAAGAAGUACUCGCUGAUUAGCGUCUAUCAUAAUAUUUUCAGCAUACACAGAUUAGUGCAGCAAGUAAUCAGGCAAAAACUCGCGAAAAGUAACGAAGAAAAAAAAGCUUUAGGACAAAUCUUGAAAUCAAUAGACUCGGUGCACAUCGACUCUGGCAAUGUAGACCACUUCAUAUCGCUUUGGUCGUACACGAAAAAGUACUCCGACCUGGUUGAAGCAUACCACUAUGUGUUCUCGUUGAUCAUCGGCGAAUUGACAACCUGCGGAAGAAUCGAAGAGGCCCACUCUAUGGGAAUCGAAAUCGUGGAACUACUGAAUCCGUUGUCCGAUAACAGCGACAUUCAAUCGGGAUUGAUGAGCAUGAAAAGCCGCCUCGGUGAUAUAUUACUGCGGCAGGGUAAGUACGAGGCAGCUCUGCGCGAAUUUGAAGAGUUGUACGAGACGGAAAUUGGCUUGAAGGGCUCGAGCGACAGUAAAGCUUUGGAGACCAAGUCGGAAAUAGCUCUGGCCCUGCAGAAAUUGGGAAAAACGAACGAAGCGCUGCAGUGCUACCGGGAGAUUCUCGAAAUUCGCAGUGCCACGCUGGGCGAAAGCCAUUCGGGAACUCUGUCGAUCAAGAGCCACGUGGCCACCGUGCUGAUGGAGCAGGAGAAGUACGACGAGGCCUUGCCCAUGUUCGAGCAGGUGUACAACGCGCAGAAAACCAGCCUGGGGGACGAUCACUACGAUACCCUGAUGACGCGGAACAGCAUGGCGGCUCUGUUCCUCUUCCAGCGCAAGCACGAGCAGGCGCUCAAGAUAUUCCAGGACAUCUACGAGGCGCGCAACGGUGUGCUCUUCGAGAAUCAUCCCGCGCUUCUCGCUGCCAGGCAGAACAUCGCGACCACCCUGCAGCGCCAGAAGAAAUUCGAUCUCGCGCUGGAGAUCUACGAGGAAGUCCACAAAAUCCAGAACGAGCUGUUAGGCGAAGACCAUCCCGAGGUGCUGGCGAUCCGUGGCGAAAUCGCUGUGACGUUGCACAUGCUAGGGAGGCUUGACGAAGCCUUCGUCAUUCUGCAGGACGUCCUAGAGAGGCAAAGCGAGGUCUUGGGAUUGUACCAUCCUCUCGUACUGAGAACUCAGUUUUUGGUGGCGCACAGUCUCGAGGAGCAGUGCAGAUACUCGGAAGCAGUGCCGAUCUAUCAGGAACUUUUGAAGCUAGGAUUAUCAGCGACUGGCAUCGCUUCCAUGCCGCUGAAGCUCCAUAACAGCUUGGGCUCCAUAUUCAUGCUGGAGGGAAAUGUUGAUAAAGCGCUGAAGCAUUACGAGGAAGUGCUGAAAAUCACCGAGAACGCUUACGGAUCCGAUCAUCCCCAAACAUUGAUUGCUAAGAGUAACGUGGGCUCGUUGUAUUACAAAAAGAAGGAUUACAACAAGGCUCUGAGUAUUCUGACUGAAGUGCACGACACCGAAGAGUUUACAUAUGGAAAGGAUCACGAGACCUAUAACUCUACCUAUCAUUUUAUAAACAAAAUUUUGUUCGAAAAAGAGUUGCACGAAUCUCAGCUUAGGAGUGUUGCGCAAUCGGCAUGCGACGAUCCUUUGGUUGCCAUUGAGAACGGCGAUCUCGCCUCGCUGAAGAAACUUAUCAAGAAGGGCGCGAAUAUGAACGCAAGAGACGCGAACAGGAAGACGCUGUUGCACCACGCCGCGAGGAUCAAUCGUCCGGAAAUGGUAAAAUUUUUGCUGAAGAAGGGGGCCGAUGUAGCCGCCGUCACCGAUAAGGGAAAGACUGCUCUACACGUGGCCGCGCUGCACAACCAUCUGCAGGUCGCCGAUGAAUUGCUGAGGAAUGCGAGUGACGAGCAGUCGAGAGCACUGAUCGACGCCAAAACGACGAGCACGGCCACCACGGCACUGCACAUAGCCGCAAAAUAUGGCUUCUACGACGUCGCCAGGCUGCUGCUGACUCGGGGCGCGGCUCAUGACGCGAGAAACGGUGACGGCAAACGGCCGAUCGACCUGGCCAGAAACUCGAGCGUCGUCGCUCUGCUCAGCGACGUUCGCGCGCUGUUCGAGUUCGCUCGAUCCGGCGAUUCACGACGUCGCGCUCAGCUGACGGAGCUGGCCACGGCUGAGUACCUGGCGGUCAGCAGCGCCCGCGACUGUCAAGGACACAGCGCUAUGCACGUGGCGAUCGUUAACUACCAUCGCGACGCUGUGAGACUGAUCGGUGAAUCGGCAGUCGCGCGCUCGGGCCUCGUCUGUUCCGCGCCGAUGUUCGGCGCAAAUCUAGAUGAGCUCCUGCCGCUGGUGGGAUGCGCCCUGGCCAGACUACGAGACGAGGCCUGCGCUACGAAAACCGCCCUGAAACACGCGCGCAGGCUCGUGGCCGCCGCGAGGUGCCGGGAGCAGCGCCCGUCGGACCCAAGCGUACGGGCGAUCGAGGACAUUCUGACGCUGACGAGAUCUCGCAAGGAGGACGAGCGCCUGGCCGAUCUCGCCAGGCUCGCCGUGGAUUACCACGCGGAGGCGCUCCGGCGGGCGAUUCACACGGCCAAACUGCUGGACGCGGCUAGGCGCAACGACCGGGCCUCCGCGGAGAGGUGCGUGUCCGAGCUGGCGAACGUGAACGCGAGCGACGAAGAGGGCUGGACGCCCUUACUUCACGCCGUCAAUGCGGGCAACGAGCGGAUGGCGAGGCUGCUGCUGGACAACGGGGGUCGCGCCAACUGCGCGACGAGGGCGGCGAGGAGCACCUCGCUGCACAUGGCCCUCGGCAGAAGCCACGCGGGCAUCGUCAAGUCGUUGCUGGCCAAAGACUCGACGAGCGAGUUCGUCAAUGCCAAAACGGAAGCGAGGGCUUCCACGGCAGUGCACAUCGCGGCGAAAAUGGGACGCCUGGACAUGGUCGUCGCGCUGCUGAGGCACGGCGCCGUCUAUUGCUUGCCGAACAAGGAUGGCGAGCUACCGAUCGAUUUGACGAGCGACGAGUCCGUCAAGGCGUUUCUCGAAUCGGUCGACGAAUUGUUUUACGACGCUAAGAACGGCAGGACGCAAGUGCUUCGAAAAUUGAGGGCCAUGGGGCGUGACGAGCUUCUAGCUGCGGUUUCGGCAUGCAACGAGGAAGAGCUCACUCUAGCGAAUGUCGCGGCGGCGAGGGAGCAUCGGCGACUCGCAAACGACAUCGCUGACUUGUGUAAAAAUUUCAAGACCAAUUUUUGAAUGCUAGAGGCGAUUAAUGAAAUAGGCCUUCGAUAUUUUUAUUGUGUGAAUACCUGCUUUAUUGUUUCAAUAUUUUUAUGUAUCGCCCACCAAAGAAGGCAGGUUUGCAAUUAAAUCAUUAAAUUAGCCGUAUGUCUAUACAUAUAAGUGUAAAUGUACUUUCAAAAAGUUCUACAGAAAAGUAUUUUUUUAUUCAGAGUAUUAUGUGCCAUAACUUACUUAAACAUAUUUACUAUUAGUCAAUUAUUAUUCUUCUAAUAUAUCAUGUUAAUCAUGCAAGUCAAAUGGAAGAAAUUUAAAUAGCUAAAUUACUUUUUAGCUAGUUAAUUAUCAUAAUGUAUUAACUGUAGGAUUCUGUUUUAAUUCAUUAAUAAUUGUAAAUUUAAUGAAUAAUUUAUAAGACUUUUUACACAUAAAUAAGUGCAAUAAGCUAGUUUUUUAAUCUGCAAU
This is a messenger RNA of Phymastichus coffea, 11450 nucleotides long. RefSeq lists its product as uncharacterized. The record is from RefSeq and is a predicted model, not a curated record. The transcript has 5 exons. Lineage: Eukaryota; Metazoa; Arthropoda; Insecta; Hymenoptera; Eulophidae. Bases 492 to 11000 code for a protein of 3502 amino acids. Gene Ontology annotation, molecular function: protein binding; ADP binding.